Messenger RNA from Gamsiella multidivaricata, 449 nucleotides. RefSeq lists its product as uncharacterized. The record is from RefSeq and is a predicted model, not a curated record. The annotation marks the transcript as partial. Lineage: Eukaryota; Fungi; Mortierellomycota; Mortierellomycetes; Mortierellales; Mortierellaceae. The transcript has a single exon.
AUGUCAACCUGCAUUACCUCUACACUAAUCAAGGUACCACUCGCGAUACGCCUGAGACGAUCGAUGAUUUUUGCACCGCCCUUGGCAAGAUCGUUGGACCCGAUGAUGCUAGAGAUGAUUUUGAGCUCCCAAGCAGCUCCCUCCGUGAUCAAGGAGACGUCAAAGCACAAAGCCGUAAUGGCAGAAACAGUAAGGAGAAAGCUGGCAGCAUGUCUUACUGUACCAAGUGCAAGGACUACAGACACCACUCCAGUGAGGAGCACAUCGAGUGCGAGCACUGUGGACGAGCUGGUCACCAGAAGCAUACCUGUCGCAAGCUCGACAACCAGCGUGGCCCUUCCCGUAAUAAUGGUCGCAGUGACCGCGGUCGAGACAGCUACAGUCGGUACAACAGUCGUGACAACAAUCGUGACCACAGCGUUCGUGACAGCAGUAACCGAGAUAAUAAC